This is a messenger RNA of Xyrichtys novacula (pearly razorfish), 34563 nucleotides long. The record is from the annotation of a GenBank genome assembly. Lineage: Eukaryota; Metazoa; Chordata; Actinopteri; Labriformes; Labridae.
GACACGCUGCACAUGAGCUGACCCGACUACUGCUACCUGUAGUUCCCUGGACCCCGUGUGACUACGCCUGCUACUACAGCCAUGCCAUCCUGUGCAGUUUAGAGAGAAACCCUUCUGCUUGUUGCUGUUUUUGACCAGGUUACAGAUUUCUUCAAUGGCUGAGGAGGUUUUAAUUCCAACGUCCAGGAGAAUCACAUCGGUAAGUUCAGACAAGCUGCAUGAGCGAUGUUAGAUCCAGAGCCAGGACCCUCAGAGGACUGAUCCCCUAUUACUUUAGACAUGGAUUCCAAGCACCUAAUAGCGUUUACUGCCAACUUUGAAACUGGUAGCCCUGUUCUUUGAACACAGUGGAUCAGUGGCUGUACUGGAUAAGACACUUUGAGAAAUUUGAAGUGGAUCAUUAAUAUAACUGCUAAUUUGAUUGACUCAGAAAACUACAUUCUCCAAUGAUUCUCUUUCAAAGUGUUAAUACUAUUCUCAGUGUGUCAAAAUACAUGGCAAAAUCAGUUUAACUAAAGCCUGAGUAUUCAUAAAUAUCUGUCUAACAAUCCAGCAGUUUACCAACUUUUCAGUUUAUUCUGUUGUUUGCUAUUCUCAUAAAUAUUGUAAGUGAUUUAUAUUUUAAUUAAGUAAGAGAAAAAUUGAAACAUCACUAAGUCUACCUUUAAACCAUCUGAGGGGUUUCUAAUCUACUUUAGACUCCUUCACAUCAUCCUUGCGUUGAAAAGUUCAGGCUCAAUCUGGCUCCUUUUGAAGAUAAAACGGUGUGUGUGUGUGUGUGUGUGUGUGUGUGUGUGUGUGUGUGUGUGUGUGUGUGUGUGUGUGUGUGUGUGUGUGUGUGUGUGUGUGCUGGUGUUAAAACAGAGAGUAUGUCAGACUUAAGAGACUUCAGAGGCCAGAUGAUCAGCAAGGAUGUGCAAUUAAUUAGGAUAAAUUGGGAUUUCUGCAGAGUGACAAUGGGAAGUCUGAAUUUUCCUACGGUAUAUACCUUUGUUUGAUUGAACCUCCCCUCUGUGAGGCUGCUUUUGUCCAGACAGGAAAACACUUGUUUGCAGGAGAGAAAACCAUCAUACUCUCUUGUCCUCAGAUAAACUUUUAUGUUGUUAGUGUGUAAAGUUCUCUGUCUGCAUCAACCUCAUGUACUGUUGUACUGUACACUGCCUCAUGGGAAUGCCUGCAGGACACUGGUAAGUGAUAGACUGGGAUAAUGUGUAGCAGCAAGAUCCCCAUGGAGGCGGCCUUUAAGCAGUUAUGCUACUGGAUGACUAAAGAUAGCAUCUGCAAGAGCAGAUACCUUAAGAAUACAGAGUCUUGAAGCAUGCUUAUUGAAAAAAAGCCUUCAGAGUUCAAUGACCAGUUCACAAGCAGACCUUUUCAGAGAUAUUUGAUCAUUUAUCCUCUCAGACCUUUAUUUUGCCGGUUAGUUCCUCAGCUGCUCAGUGUGGCAUCUCAAAGACAUUUGGGCAUUGGAUCUGAACUCAUAUCUGCAAAGAGCAAGCGGAUGUACCAUGACAGCAGAGCCUUUGAGGGAGGAGGACUGGGUGGAUGAACGGUUCAAAAACUCAUGUGACUUCCACAACAGAGGCAGCCUUUCAGCGCUUUAUUUAGCCACGCUGGUGGCACGCCAUUAUAAGCAGUAACAUCCGUGUGCUGGUCAGCUCAGAACUUUGUUCUGGGAUGGAAUCCUGAUAACCUUCAGAUGGAUGACAUGGAGAUGUUGUGCAGACCAUCAUGGUUUGCAGAUGAUGUUUCCUCCUGACUCUGAUGUUCCUGACCCCAGGAUGACUCCGGGGUUGUCAGGAGGCUAACCUUUUGGAUUUGGAUUGAAACACUUUAUGGAUACUGUUAGGAUUGAUUUGAUACAUGUUAAUAUACACAAACUCAUGGUCCUUUGUGAUGCACUAUCAAGGCUUUCUACCCCUGACCUUUGGUCAACACAAUCUUCAGGACAAACUUGGAUUAUUCAUUCGGCCAACUUGAGUUUAAGUUCAAAUACUUAAAAAAACUGAUCUACACGGAAUAGGGGGACAGUGUUGUGUGAAUGAGUGAAAAUAAAUGCAUUCAUUGAACAAUCAUAUUUUCAUGAAUGGUUCAGUUUAUAACUCGAGAAUGGGAACGUGAGCGUAGUUCACUCUUGGAGCAGUGAAUGGCUGCUUACAUUCAGAGAGGUGUGGAAAGAUGCAGAGAGGUAAGGGGAGGUGCUGAGAGAUGCUGAGCAUUGUGUUUUACAGCAGCAGAAGUCAGAUCUACAGCACUUUCCAUGCAUUCAGCAUGGCUAAUCCUGCUGACAGUACAAAGCAGGAGUUCUGAACAGAUCUGUGGUGAUAAAAUAGCAAACUGUGAUUCAUUUAUUUUGGGGAUUAGCUUGAGGGAUAGGGAUUAAAGCACAGAUGGCUCUACUGAAAAAGACAACUUUUAACUAAAAAAUGAACGUGAACCAGUUCAUUUGUUGGAUUAUGAACUAAAAAUGAUCUUCAAACAUGAGCGAGUUAAUUUUUGUGAGAGCUGUCACAACACUAAGGAAAUGUUCUCAUUCCCGUUUGGAGUUGAGGCUGUUUUAUCUACAUGUGUUCUUUUGGUCUUAGUUUAUCUGCAGCCAGAAACUAACCCGUGUGAGGAGACAAGAAAAAUUAUGCAAUUUCAGAUUGUACUGCAGUUUUUUUGUGGAAAAUGUAGCUUUUAUUAAAUAAGUUAAGAAAGUUAAAGUCUUAACAAUACAGUGUACUUGAAAAUGUCUUCUGGAAGUCCUUAUCUUUAUGCAGCUAUGGAAGCCUCAAAAAGUUGGUGGUUCCACUAAUUGUCAUCAUUAUCAUCAUAUAAGAGGUUGGGUUGAUACCUGACCAAAAAGUCACUGACUGUCACACAAAUCCUGGAAGCCACUGAAAUCCUGAGGGUAAUGAAAUCAUGGUGAAGCCUAGGUGACCUGGUGACCUGUCCCAGUUUCCCUCUGUUCACAUGAAAAAACUGAAAGUUGCACAUCAAUGCAGAGCUCUUCAACUUUCCUUCUGAAAUACCAGACAGGCUUAAAACUCCACCCUGACCUCACCCUCAUAUUAGCUCUGCUUACAGUAAUGAGGCACAGCCUACUUACAUUUCUGCUGAACAUUGUUACUAACAUGAAGAACUCUGGUGCAGAGCAGUCGAUUUUCAAUAUUAUAAAAGCAAGACAAAGAAUACCAUUUGUUGCUUAUGAGACAUGAUUUUACAUUUUGAGAUGACUUGUGAAUCAUGAAGUUUUCAGAAAAGUGUCUAUUUUGUAGUUAGUUAGUUUGUGAAAUGGAAAAUAGUUAAAUCAUUUCAAAAUGAGGAAGGAACUACAAUUUGUCGAAGUCCUAAACUCACAUCUGAGUAAUCUUACAUGGUACUUCAAUGUGUUCAAAGUGAUAAUUAUUAACUGGGAAUAUCCAACAAAUGAUGUAAUGUUUGCACAGAGAGUUUAAGUGGACAGUAGAAAACUUGUAUAUAUAUAUAUAUGUAUAUAUAUAUAUAUAUAUAUAUAUAUAUAUAUAGUGUGUACACAAAGGACAGUUUGCGUUGCGUGGAUACAAAUCUUUGGACUUGUACAAUUGUGUACUUUGUGGCCAUGUCCAAAACUUAAAAUGUUAUGACACAAGUUCAGGGUUUUGCGCUUUGAGAGCAGGUGUCCUGCCCAGCCAGAGACAGGGAGUAUAACCUUAUGAUGCCUGGGUCUACGUGCACAUGGAUCUACACUGUACACUGCACAGACUGCUGCUGCAUUUAUGGCCUUCAGGACCAUAAUCUGUUUUUUUAAUGGCCUGGAGCCACAAUCUUCCUUUCUUGGCAAAAGGAUGAGAUCCCCUUGGGAUGUUAAACAGUUUUGACUCCGUUAGUAACAAGUAAGAAAUGUCCCGCUUUCUGCCCCCUGGCUGCGAAUGCAAACCUGUGAUGACACUGCACAGAAACCCAUGUGAACAGUGACACAGUGUAAACAUGUGACAUGUUGUCCCACCAUGGGGUAAGUUGUCACAGUGGAUUUUGCAGCUAAUAAAACAAGGACAAAAUUAUUGUUCUCGUUUUUUGGACAUGAAAGCAAGCAUCAAAGUCAGGCACAGAAAAUAUUUAUCAUUGAACUAGUCGUUACACAUAGCCACUGAACAAUUGUUAACAUAAACUAACAACAUGCUCUGGAGUUUAGAGAGCUGUCUGACACUGUAUUUCGGUUGGGGUGAAUGUUUUGCAAUACCAAGCUAAGGUAUGGUAGUUGACAUUAAAGUCCUUUAUUGUACUCCAGAUUGAUUUAUUAGCUAGGGUCACUUGCCUGACGCCCUCAGCAUCACGUUAGGCGCUGCACUGCCAUGUUCUAGGAAUUUCUUUUGUAAUUCCUGACCAUGUCUUCUUGCUUUCUCCUCUCCUGCAACUGCAGACUCUCUACGUUAAUUUUAAUUUCUUUUAAACAUGUGACAACUAACCCCAAAAUGACUGAGACAGGUUGCCCCAAACUACCAUAUUUGCUAAUUCUAGCUCUAGUUUAAAGUUAGCUUAAAACAGAACAAUGACUGAGGUAUGACAGGAUCCCUCAAUCUCUCCUCUUACAAGUCCACAUAUAUCACUGCUAGGGUUUUUAUCUGGAAAAAGCUUAUUUCAAAAUAAAGUAAGUUAAUUUUUUUUACUUUGGGUUGUGCGAAAUGGUUAUUGGCCCUCAUCUCAGCUCACUAUGCGCUCUCCUCUUCUCAGAUAGGGCACGACCCCUGACCAUGUAAAGGAAUAAAACUAGUAUUCCCCUUUUUAGUUGUGGCCUCUGGUGGCAAAGAUAAUUGCAAUGUGACAACUUACCCGUGUGACAGCAAGCCCUGGUCUCCCCUACUGCAACUGGGAAAACUUUGAAGGCACUUUUGUACCCACUGUAAAGCCAAACUGAUCAGAUAGAUCAUUUAUAUAAGUUGCAGUAUGUGGAAAUGUAUACAAAACUCAAAAUAAGGAUUAAAAAAAAAUUCAAAUACAUUACCAACAGCUGCAAUAUCACAUUACAACAUAAGCAUGAUUUAUUUGUUAAAAUCCAUCUCAUUACUUGGAAACAAACUACCUCACUGAUGACAAAGUAAGCCAAUAAAAACUGUGUGCUGAUGAGCAGGGCUGGGCAGACAACUUCCAAGAGAAUUUUUCACAAAAAUAAGAGGCACCCAAACUUAGACAAAUAGGAAAAAAAAUCUCUCUCCCACCCUAGUGCGGAUAAUGCUGCUUUUAUGCACAUUUUUCUCUGUGUAUGCAUUGACAUGGGAAUUCUGCAUGUUGUUUUACUUGUAUGAAAUCAGUUGGAGGACUCUGAAACUCGUGGCAGCUACAUCCUACAUGGCUAGAUAUUUUUAGAUACGGGCUCCUGACUGGUUCAGCCCAGUGAAAUGAAAUACAGUAUGUUACUGAGUAACAUAUGGGGUUACUCAGUAACAUGUGGAGCGGAACUCUGCAGGACGGGAAGGAGUCUCCUGCAGACUCUGGGUGAAGUUAGUUCGUUUGUCGCUGCUUUCCGUUUUGCUUCGUCCUUUACUUUGUACUUUUUAGGGGCAGAAAUUUAUAUUAAUGAGCCGGCACACGCUUCUCAAGCUAUUUGAAAAGUUAUUAUGGCUCAGAAAAACACCGACCAUGACACUGCAGCAGAACAAGAGAGGCCUCCUACUCCGGUAAGUACCGCUGCUACCGGUUACUCGUCUCCGCUCAUAGCUCCACUUCUAAGGAGCAGAAAUCUAGGACCGUUUGCCUCCACUGACACAAAUCUGACACAAGACUUCAGAUGGAUUUUUAAGACCUACGCCUUUUCUGCACAGGGACGGCGUUGUUUGCAGUUAACCUACAAUCAGUUAAACUACAAAUCACGGCUUUAGGUUACUUGACCAAUAACACCCUUCCUGUACGCACGACCUCAGUGAAAGUGAUUGUAGCGCAACAGAGAGGUUAGACGCAGGGAACACCGGGGAUAUGACUUCGAUUCAGUGUGACAGUUUCACGUCGUGCUACUGACGACCGACAAAAUUGGUGGUAGUCGUAGUUUGGCGGCGCCUGAGGUAACAGCUGCUUUAACUACAUUAAUCUAAGUGCCUGUUCAAACUGGGCUGGUGUCACUAACUCCACAACUCUUUGAACAUUCAUUCGUCACUGUUGGUGGAAAACAAAGGGACCUGUUUUAUAUUACAGGACAUUUAUCUGCUGCCAGUCAUGAAGAGUGUGUGCCACAUCCCUCUCCAGAUUUAUUGUAAAAAAAAACGAAUAUACUGGUACCUGAAAUACUAUUCAUAACAAUUGUUUACCAGUGGGAUGAAUCCUACCUCAUAUCUUUGAACUCAUGUAAAUCAAAUAUAGUUUAUACGCAGUAUUUAAGUUAUUUGGUUGGAUGGAUAAAAUCUUUUUUAAUGACGGACAUGUGUAAUGUUCUAAUUAUGGUGUGUUUUGGAAAUUUUUUGUUUCUUGAAAGAAAAAGUAACUUAAAGCCAAAAACUUGUCUUUCUCUGUCAAUUUAUUCUUGCAAGAAGGAGAGUUUCACAACAACAGUCUUCAAAAACAGUCAAAGCGAGAAUCCUGGGGAAGCUACGGCGUUUCCUCUAUUUAAACACCUUCUUACAUUGUGCCUUUCUAACAUUGUACAUACAUGCUUCCAUCGGACAAUGGUCAUCAACAAUAAAUUUUCAGUUAUUUCAUUGGUCAUCAGACACCUGCGAUUUUACACGUAAAACUUCUACUUUCACCACCCUCAGAGGUGAAGGUUUCUCAUCUUCUGUUUGUUGCACCUCAGUGAAGGCAGAGGGGUGAAAGCAGUUGACCUUCAUCUUUGCUACACAGACAGUCACUCUCUUUGGUACAGGCUCUAUGACAGUUACUCAAACUGGAGGAAGUUGCUUUUUAUUGGUCUUCCUUAGAAGUAACAGCAAGGUUGUAAGACGCUAAGAUCUCUGUCUGUUUAAGUGUUAUUGUUUACCUUGUUAGAAACAGAUUAUCAUGGCAUGCAAAUGAGACAAGACCUUAAAUGGUUUAUAUCAGACAUCUUGUGUUCCUGGUCCUCUCUUUAUUGUAGGUAUUUUUAGUUCUUUAUUAAAAACAAUUACGAAGUCUAAUAAGUGCUUCAUGUUCAUCAAUGUUGUCCAACAGAUCUGCUGACAAUUACUUACAUGAGCGUAGUCUAGACCUGCUCUUUUUCUUUGGAAAGCACCUUGGGAUAACGACUGUUGUGAAUUGGCGCUAUAUAAAUAAAAUUUGAUUGAUUGAUUGAUUGAUUGACUUACAUGGGUGUGGUAGUGGGGGGAAAAGUGGACCUGACUACCCAGGGCCUGAGUAGGGAGAGGGGCCCAUGAAAAUCCUGAUUUUCUGGCAUGAAUAGGGGCCCACUGACAUUGAGAGUGCACAGGGGCCAGCAUUUGGUGCUACUCUCCUGAUUACUUAAAAAAACACAUUUGUUUAUUUCUUGGCUACUGUGGUGCAGUCCAUUUUGAAAACAUCAGCUGGAAAACACAUCAUAAGGUUACCAGUCAAACAGUGCGUAUUGAAACUGACAAAUGCAGCUGAGCAUAUGCCCUCUAUGGCCCAACACCAGUGGCAGUCUCUCUAGCAGCUCUGUGUGUUCGGUGUGGGUCUCUCUUGGAGAUAAAUAAAGUAUCUAACUACCUGUGUACCUAUCUGUCUAUCUACAAUGAAGAAAUACCAGCCAUAUAUUCACCACUGAAUACAUCCUCUGAAGGACAUUUGCAACCAGUAACCCCAUUUGUCAAUUUCCAAGACUGUGAAUGAAUCCUGUAUUUAUUUUGUAUUCUGCUUUUGGUAACACACAUGUCUCUCUCUCCCUCUGCCUGCAGCAACUGACUGGCUCUUUGUUGGCGGUAGCCUUCCUUACAUCCUUUGGAAGCUCCAUGCUUUAUGGUUACAAUCUUGCUGUGGUCAACUCCCCCUCUGCAGUAAGUCACACUGACACACAGAGACACACUUAAAUACACUAACACACAUGCUCACACACUAUGACCCAGGGCAGGAUUAUCAACAGCCCAGAGGUACUGUGUCCUAAAGGGCCCCUGGAGGUCUAUGAUUCUCAGCAUUCCACUCUGGUUUUAGGUAUGUCCCUUUUGUAAUCCUAGAAUUAUUCAGUUAUUGUUAAAAUACAUUAAAUGUUUAGGACAAUUGGCCUCUGUCAGGUAGAGUCUAACCCAGGAAAAAAGAGUUUUAGAGCUGGUAAAAUGUGAGAGUAUCAUCAAUCAGUUAAGUACUGUGUUAUAGUCCCCUUCUUAAUUACACAGUCUGCAUGAUUUACUAAGGAGAAGAUAUGUUUCAGUUCAUGAAAUAAGGUUUCAAUUUGUUCUAGAGCAUUGCUAGUGGGGCUGCACCAUAUUGGAUAGAGUGAUGGUGCAAAAUCUUUCCUUCAUGAAUACAUAUAUCAUGAUUCAGGAUGGGUGAUCCAGGUUCUUAUGUUCUGAUCCCAGUAUCUAGGCUUUAGUAUCUGGUGAUACCAAUAUCCUGUCCUUAUCCUAUAAAUUCUGCAAUGUCAGGAUUAGACUGAAAGUUAUGCCUUAGAAUAUCAGGCUUUAUACUUUAAAAUACAAAAGUCAAUUAAAAAUAUGUUUAAUCUAACUAAUAUUAUUCAAUGGAGUUUACCAAGUCGAGUUCAUCAGUAUCAACAGGACUACUAUUUAAUUGUAAACCACAAAUUCAGCAUUAGAUUGCUAAGGAGUUAAAUUUCUUUGGUUAAAAAAAUGGCGACUAAUGCUUGCAAACAUCACAAAGAGUGUUUCAUGUCCUUGCAACACAGCUGGCUGCAGUGAUAGCUCUGUUUUGGCUUUGCUGGUAUUCCUGUUGUAGCUGUUCCGAUGUGUGAUGAUGCUUUAUUGAAUUGGUUUGUUUAUAUAUUUUUUACCUGUACUGUCAGAGAACAUGUGCUUUGCACAUAUUCAAACCACCGUUUGCACACCUGUGUUUACCAUGGACUGUAUAUAGAAUGGAUGCCAGCUGCCUCCUGGCUGGGUGAAGCCUCUGCAUUAAAACAGCAACCCCUGGUGACUGGUUGCAGUAUAGGUCAUAAACCCUGUCUCUUCUAGCAAACUUAAUGGAUCUGUGGACAAACUUUAAAAAAUGAAUUACACAGAAUACAAAAUUUUCAAGCCCCCUGCUUGCAAUGUUGAAAUGUAGUUAUUGUAAGACUGGUUUUUGCUCAAGUCUUCUUUUUUCUGUGCUGCUCCAUUUUUAGAAGUUAUUAGGGGGUUCAUGUUUUCUAUGAUUGACACUUGAUACAGUCUUUGGGUGUAAGAAGAUUGCGUAGCUCACCCGGGGGAUUGAGCAGGGCGUCAUCACAGCGACUCUCUCUGAGGAAAAUCCUUAAAAUACAGAGAGCUUUUUAGCUUCAGAUUUGCACACUGACAGGAUGCGGGGCAAUGUUGUCCAUAUAUACAGCCUAUGGUUUAAACACAGCAGAGUACACAUGGCUGACAUUAGACAGUGCUGCUGAGCAGUCUUAGAGAAGCCCUUUCUGGUGUUUUGAGUGCUUGUUGCAUCUCACCAAGGUCCUGAGGUGCCAGCCUCUUAAGGCGUGGUGUGCUUAGUAACUUUGAGCUAAAGGAUCAAACAGGUUACAUUUUGUUUUUUGAAUUGCUUAUACAGCAAUUUUAGCCAGUACCGUGCCGAUGUUAUCCUGAGUUUAGGGUUGGUGCAUCUCAGAUUGUGAUACAAAAAUAGAAGCAUUUACACCAAAUACAUUUAGCAUAAAGCAGACUUCACAUGUCUUGUGAUGUGAUUAUUACCCAGUUCUGUUCAGUUCUGUUCAGUUAAGUUCAGUUCAGUUCAAUUUUUUUUCUUUGCAGUGCAGUUCAGCAAGGGACAAACCGGACAACCAAGACAUAAAAAAAAUCCACAUUAAAAUCAGCACAUCGUAAUGGUAACGGUUGAACCACAUAUAGUUCAGCCUUAAUAACCAUGAAUUUGAAGAAGACAUGCUUUGACAUUCUUUUUUGUUUUAUUAUGAGGUUAAAUGCCAAUAUAUUCAAGUUCCCUAUCUCUUUCUUCACUAUAUAUCAGUCCUGACUCCCAGGACAUGACUAUGACAUCAAGUCAGAGCUGAAAGAGUAAAAUUCUUAAGACUUAGAUGUGCUUAAUAAUUUUUAACUGCAGCCUGACAGCCCCUCAUAUCUUUGUUAUCUACAUUUGUCUGGCAGUAUUGCUACUGCAGUGAGGGGAUUUGAUCACAGUCCAACAACUCGUGCCAUCACAUGGUAAGCUGAUUAGGAAACUGAGGUAAAAGAGGGGGGGGGGGGGACAGAGAGAGAGAGAGACAUAAAAAGAGAUAUGGGGAUUAGAUUAGUCAGGAAGCUGAAAUGUCAGAGGAAAGAGAAGACGAUUAAAAGUGUGUUGAUGUCGGUCUCGUGAAACCAGUGUACCUCUGACCACAUGACACAGAAGACAAGGUUUCCUCCCUAAUCAGGAGGAGAUGUUUUCCUAUGGGUCUAGAAAUUUUCAUGCUAAUUACCCCCAAACCAGUACAAAUCAGACUACAGACCCUCAGGAGCAGCUGCUCUACCCUAAGGUGGAACCAAAUGAAAAAAUCUCUUAAAAAUAUAGUCUUUAUUAGAACCAAAAGAAAAUUCUGGUUAAAAUGCAGUUUGUACAACAAUAAAUUGGUGUUGUUGCUCUGUGGCAGGAACUAGAUAAACAUUAGACCAGUAAAGACAGUAUUAGACAGCAAGCUGGACUUGACAUGUAACAUGGACCACCUGUACAAGAAAGGACAGAGCAGGCUGUACGUUCUGAGGAGGCUGCAGUCCUUCAACAUUUGCAGAGAAACAUGGUUGCCAGUGUCCUUUUUUCACCCAGUAGUCUGAGGGGCAGCAUAUCCAACAAGAACUCAUCCAGGCUGGAAAAACUGAUCAGACGGGCUCUGUGGUUGGCAUGAAGCUGGACUCUCUGGUGAUGGUGGCAGAGAAGAGGACUAUGAACAAACUAGUGGACAUUAUGGAUGAUGCCAGUCACCCUCUGCACACCUUCGUCAUCAACCAGAAGAGAUUGUUCAGUGUUGGACUGCUCCUUCCCAAGUGGAGGACCAAGAGACUGAAAAACUCCUUUAUCCUCCAUGUAGUCAGACUGUACAACUCCUCUCUGGGGAGGAGGAGGGGUAACAGGAGGACAGAGGAUGUAGAGGAGCAGCAGCAUUAGAAGUAGUAGUUGAAGUAAUAAUUAUGUACAAAUGUCCAUGGCUUUAUAUCUUACUUUUUAUAUGUACACUAUAUGUAUAAGUUCCAUUAUAUCUUUAUUCUUUACAUAUAUUACAUUUUUAUUUCUUACUUAUUUGAUCAUUCUGGGUUUUUUUUUCUGUACAUACUGAUGUUGCUGGAAUUUUAAUUUCCCUGAGGGAAUCUUCCAAAAAUGAUCAAUAACAUUUAAUCUAACCUAACCUAAUCUAAUCUAAUCUAAUUUUGUAAACUGAAUCUCUUUAAAAUUGUUACAAACUAGCCUGCAAGCUAUGAAAAGUAAUAUGCAGCUAAAAAACAGCUGUUUUACAGAAGUGGGUGUAAUUCUAUGAUUACCUAUGAUAAACAUCUGUAUUAACAUCUGUAGCUACUUACACAUGUAUUUUGUUUUUGUAUCCAUUGUUAAUCAAUUUUUUUUGUGUUGAUUUUGGUAAGGACAUCAGCACUUUCAAAUAAGUCAAGCUAUUUGUUUGAAUUUACACACAGAUGAUGUGACAGGCUGCAGAAACAGAGACAGUGGGCUGGCUAGGCUAAUCAAAGGAUUAAGGACAGAGUUUAAUGUAAGGGAGGAGGUAUGAGGAUCGGAUGUGGCCAUGACAUGAUGACAUAUUCUAACCAGGGAUGCAUGACACCAGAGGCACUGUUUAUCAUCUAGCAAAGCUGACAACUACCUCAUGCCAGUAGGGGACCCCAACCAUAUAGCUCAAAAUUGCAAAAUUUGUAAUGACAGCAAGGUACUUCCCAAGGGGGGCCAAUCUGACAACACUCUGUCUCAUCGCACUGCAAGCAUACCUGAAACGUGAAGAGCCUUAGAGGGGGAAUAACAUAACUUCUACUUGAAUUUAUGUUACUCCCCCUCAUGACAUAAUGACAUUUGCUAUAAAGUGUUACAUUAGCUUUCUUAGCUAGCAGAGCAUCCUGUGUCCAGCUCUGCUGACUGGGUCCAGACAAGUGUGUGCUUCUGCAGGUUAUUCAUUGCAUAAUGAUGAUGGAUACUGGUUUUAGGGAACUGGUGUGAUUUUAUAGUAAUGGCCCCAAUAACAAACUCUUUGGGUUUGGACUGUUUUCCACAAAGGGGGAUCACAUAAUCAUAACUUUAUGGCAAAAAAAACUCUCAUUUCAAGAUUUGGGUGGAUAACUGCCUUAAAAAAUAUCCCAGUCACAGCAAUUUGUAAUUAUUUAGCUUUAUGUUUUAUUAAGUGAGUCAUCGUACAAAUGUGCAUCCUGUCAUGCUGCUUACAACCUGCUUCUGCUGUCCUCUUCUCUUUCAGUACAUAAAGGAUUUCUAUAACCAGACAGUGCUAAGGAGAAAUGGAACAGGACUCACUGAAGAGACUCUCACUGUCAUGUACUCCCUCACUGUGUCUGUCUUCGCCAUUGGAGGCAUGCUGGGAUCCCUCAUUGUGGGCAUGCUUGUCACCCGUUUUGGCAGGUAAGACCUAAGUUUUUAUAUUUUCUUUUAAAGAUAGAUCCUAAUGCAGUUCUUAUGAUUGGUCUCCAAGCCUAAAAGCACAAUAAUAGAUAUAAAUUAUUCUGUAGAACAAGUUUAUCCAGUUUGGCAUCAAGAGGGACAAUAUGUCCUCAGCAGCCCUCAGAGCAGCUGUAUUUGAAAGCUGGCUCUGCUCUGUCCUGACACCUUUGUAACCCCUCUGGACCUUCGACCACAACAGUGGAAAGGGUCCAGUUGGCACUGCCAGCCUGAGAGACACUCAGGAGCAUCUGGUGCUGCCUCCAAUAUUAACAAUUGAACACACUUGACGAAAUGAUCAUCACAAGAAACAAUACUCUGUCCGGCUCUGUAGUUAUUUGAAGUACAUGGUCUGAUUUGUGGUCCAUUAAAAGAUAAAGAAGUGAAUAUCAGGUAGAAAGGCAGUUAAGGCACACUCAUACACAAAUACACACCAGAUACACUUACACUGGCAACCAAAGGCACCAGAUCGGGGUCUAGUAUAAAUCAUGACUUCCCCAACAUAAGACCGCCAACCCUCAAGCCCCCCUUUGGUAUUCGCUGUCCUUCAGAAGGCACCUUUGCCUAUUUGUCCUUGUUGCCCUCCAGAAGUAAACUGUUCAGUAUAAAGUUCUUUUUCCAUCAAGUACAAAUCAGCUGAUCGCUCUUAUACCCCAACAUUUCACAGAACUUCAGUGGCGAUUAAAUGCAAAUGACAAGCUUGCAAUUCAUAAUCCUCUAUACUGGCUGAUUAGAUUUUUCACACAGUGCUGUUUUAUGACUGAUCAUAGCUCAUGACCCACCUUGUGAGCUGUGUUGGUGUUUUAUGGCUUAUGGAGACUUAUACAGGCACACGUCUAUUGCUAGGCCUUUGUGUGUAUAUCAGGUCCAUAUACUGUUGUUGGCCUUGCUGUGUCAUUAACCUCUGGGUCAUAUGCUUUUAUGUAUAUUCAUGACAAGUACAUUCACACCAGAAUGGAGUUUAUCGAUUUCACUUCAGUAUUCAGUACAAUCAUUCCCCAGAGACUGGCAUACAAGCUGGGCCACCCUGGGUGAAACACCUCCUUCAGUAAUUGGACCUUUUUUCUACAGAACAAGGACAAACAUGAUUUUAAUCUUCCUUAUACUACACUCUGCCAUACAGACUGGAAAGAUGUAAAACACUAUUGUUUCUCUUUUUUUUUUUUUUACAGAAAAGAUUAAAGAAAAGAAAGAUGUAUUUUUGAAGCAAUCUGCAAUGAAUAAAAGAAAAAGGCCAAAUCUGUCUGUUAGAGAUCUCUUAAACAAAAUGAACUCCAGUAUAUUUACUAAAAGUCACUGAAAUAGCUGUAAGGCAAACAAAUAAGGCAAAAGCCAUUCUUUGAAGUAAUCAGUGGUGCAUGUUUUAGAUUUAAACAGCCAAGAAAGUCAAUCCAUCAGUUAAUGAAUGAUAUCGUGACAAUAAGAAAAGCUCAAGUAAAGCAUUCCUUCACUACAAGAGAACUUAAUAAAGACUUAAUAAACUGACAUAUUUAAUUUUCACAAGCUAUAUACAAAUAAUUCAAAGCCCAAACAGAGCAAAAAAACAUAUUGAUGUGGCCCUGAAAAAAAUAGUUUUCUCAUGGAAAACACAUAGUAACCAGCCUGUAUGCUAGCCUGUUAAAGGAGACUUUUGUGCUGAUUUUCUACUGUUUUGUAAACUUCCAGUUGUCAGUCAUAUACCUACAGACUAAGCUGCUGCUGUCCCCACAUGUCUGCCUAACUGUCUGCUCUCUGCAUAUCUGUGUACUUUUAGGAAAGGCACAGUUGUGAAAACAACAGUGCUAGUGUUUGUUGGUGGCAUACUCAUGGGCUUCAGCAGGAUUUGUGGUUCGCCUGAGAUGGUCAUCAUUGGCCGCUUCAUCACAGGAAUACACUCAGGUAAAGUAACGUAUACAUGAGCACCCUCCUUUGCAACAUUAGAGACUAUUACCAUUGUGCAUGAUAAGGCAUGUGCAGUGAUCUUUUACAUGUACCUACAAAGCUGUUCCAGUGAAAAGCAGGUGCUCUUCUGUCUAAACAUGAUGCUUUUGUACAAAUCUACCUCCAAAAAGGUAUGCUCCUAGGUAUGUUCCUAGUCUGCUUAAAGAGAACCAGACUGGACUUUACAGGUCACUGACACUGACCCCACUGUCACACCGUAUGUGAGCAAGACCAUAGAAGUUAUUGUUAAAGAUGAAGUUGCUGAAUAAGAAAAUACUCUUAUGAUACAACACCAGCUGGGAGCCCAGGAAAACCCUGGGAAAUGGCUUUGAACUUUGGGCAGUGCUGGAGUGAGUUAUCAGAUAAUUAGAAAAAGGAUUGUAAUGGUGGUCAUCAUGAAGUGAGGCAAAUAGAGAGCAAAAGGUGUCUAGAGAUGAGAGGAGAGAGCUGAAGCUGUAACAACAUCAUCUAGUAUUUGUGUGCAGGUUGACAAAAGGUAGAGUCUAACUAAUGUUCAGACUAAUGUAUACUUUUUUAAAUCAUUUUUAACAUUAUCAGACACUAUUAGAUGCAUGCUGUCCUCCAUGUUCAGAGUGAAUGCCUUCAAAAGACCUGAGUUAAAUGAACAGCCAUGCCAACAGAAAUAUCAGACCCUCACACUCAAGAAUUUAGUUUGUCUCUUUUAUGAAUAUACAGCUUAAAUGAAUCAUCAGUUAUGAAACACAUUCAGUCAGUCUCUCAGGUCAGGUGGUCUGAUAAAAACUCAUGACCACACUUUUGAGGGUGUACUCAUGCUGUUGCCCCACACUGUGCCAAAACAUAUUUGUUUCCCCUCCCCAGUUCCCCACUGGCCUGCACUCACAUUGCUCCACACCCAGCCCGACCUCUUCCACAAACUCAUCACAUGACAUGUCUGUGAUCCAUGAUGUCAUGAUCCAACAAAUCAAAUUUUCAAUGCUUAAAUGAAUUGAUCGACUUAUUAAUUGGAUUGUGCACUGAAAGACAGUGUGUCAGUGCCAAUCUUCUGCGCUUAGAGUGAGAGAGAAAGAUCUUUGUUGAUAUUAUAAUUUCUCAGUGUGUUUCAUUUGUUGUUAAAAUGCACAAUUUAAUUAUACUGUAUGAUUUCCUGUCAGUGGAGAAUAAAACUUCAUUGUUGUUUAAUGUUUAUUUCAUCCAACAAAGUCAGCACAAGCUGCAGAGCCCUCCCCCAUUCCUCCUGACUUUCAGUGACACUCAUCCAGUCUUUUCAUGUGUUAUUACGGGGGAAAAUACCUUGUUUUUGGACCACAUUGGAUAUUACUUCUUAUUUAUAUCAGUUAUGCAAGGCAGCUAUAGGAAGAGUAACAUCAUCAUAGGAUGUCUGGCCAAAGCCCACUUGUUCCAGUGCCAUGACAUUGAGCACUCAUGUUAGUAAAAAAAAAAAAAAAAGACUUGAGGGGUUGAAACAUGCUCAGGCAUGGCUUGAAGUGCAUAGUGUGGGUGUGACUCUGACUUUUGAAUGGUAUCUUGAAUAUAUAUGAACAGUGUCUUUCAGUUUCAAAUGAAGAUCUUCAGCUUAAUACGUGAAAAUGUUUGAAAUCUCCUGUCCUGCUGUGUGCCUCAUCAUCACCAGUUACAGUUCAGAAUUACACCUCAGCCCAUUUGAUUUUGUAAAACUGCAUUCAACAAACUAGUUUUCUUUUUUUUCUCUUUUCAACUGUCCACAUACUUUGUUCUUGUAGGGUCCUCACAUUGGUUCAGUUUGCUCCGAUAUUUGAUGUAUUUUCUUUUUUGUUAGAUCAAGGUACUAUAAAAUCAUUACUGGGAACCUUAUCAAAGUAGCACAUUUUUAUAUCUCUCUCUGUUUACUGCAGGCAUCUCUCUAAGUGUAGUACCAAUGUACCUGGGUGAGAUAGCGCCAAAGAACCUACGGGGCUUUCUGGGUCUGGUGCCAAGUAUCUUUAUCGGCACUGGUGUCUUCCUCGCUCAAAUCCUUGGCCUACAUGAGCUUCUCGGAAAGGUAAUGACCAUUGCUCCCUGACUUCAUCCAUAAACCACAGACUCAAAGGUUUUCAUCAUUAUGUAUGCCAAAUGUUUUUCACUCCAACAACCAUAACUGCAGGAGAAAAGAAGCUUGUAACUGAUUAGGAGUUUUGAGGAGUUCAUGGCCAAAUGUUGGUGGUGACUAAUGUGCAUAAUCAUUACAAAUCUUUAAGCCUCAAAAAUCUAAUUUUGAGCUAAUUAAAGUUUACCUUGGCCUUCAUUUCAUCUUAAAAAUGUGAUAUCUACUUCUCAUUAGUAAGUGAGUGUGUUCUGUAGCUGUAGUCUUUAUGUAUUAUCAACUAUACCAAUCUUCAACAUCUGCAUAAUCACCUGUAUUUUAAUAAAACUCUGAUAUUAGAGUCACUGAACCAUUGCUGUAGUAUAUAAAGGCUAAUAAGUACACAGAAGUGAGUGAGUACCUAUGUGGUUUCCCUGUUGCAGGAGGAACACUGGCCCUUCUUUCUCUCAGUGAUAGUGAUACCCACCUUCAUCCAGUUGCUAGUGUUGCCAUGGUUUCCAGAGAGCCCCAGAUACCUGCUGAUAGACAAGCACAACGUCCAUGCCACCAUCACAGGUCAGUGUUAGGACUGUGUGCUGUCCAUCAACAUGCAGAAGCUAUUCAGGAGAAAGGACACACUGGGUUAUAAAUAAAUCAAGUAAUACUGGAGUAAUGAGUAGCCCCAUGAGGAAACACCUUUCUGUGUUUUACAGCUGUAAUAAACCUUUAGUCCUUCUUUCUUUGAUUUCUUUAUAGUGUUGUUGAAGAACUUCUGCAUUACCUCACCCAAAACAGGCAGUAUUGUAAAUGAACAAAAAAUACAACUGUUUGUCUUAUCAUUGAUUCGAGUUGCCAGCAAAAAAAAACACCACUCUGGAGAAAAAUCUGGAACCUUUUGACACAUCUCAGAUUAAGUUCCAAAUAAUCUAGGUAGGUUGACUGACUGACUGACUGACUGACUGACUGACUGACUGCAGCUAUCUCAGGGGGGAAAACAACUUGCAAGCGACAGUUUUUAUAUCCACGUAAUUGUUGUUUUGUUUGUAGCUGUGGUUAGAUACAGUCAGUGUAGGUGUACUGGACUGCAUUUCAGAAUCUUUCUAUGCUGUCUGAUAAUAAUCACUCAAUUUCUUGUGCUCUGUCCCUCAGCUCUGAAGUACUACAGAGCUAAGUGUAAUAUCCAGGCUGAGAUCGAGGAGAUGCAGGAAGAGCAGCGCUCUCUGUCAUCAGUGGAAACACUGCCAGUCUGGACUCUGUUGGCGGAUGAGCGAGUCCGGAAGCAGGUGCUCUGUGUGGUGGUCAUCAACAUCGGCAUGCAGCUGUCUGGCAUUGAUGCUGUAAGGACUCUUGGAAAACUGAGUAAUGUAUAAACAGAGGGGGAGGGGUCAGCAUUUUUGUAAACAAUCACUGAUGUUCAAUUUGGAGUCCAAACAUGAUCAAAUUUAUUACAAUUUAGGAUGCUCACCCAGAGAGGGAUUCCCCAUCCCCUAUAAAUGUCAAAGCACACAUGGAUCAGGAAAGAUUAGUGAUGUUAUAUUGGUGCAAACUGAGACAAAGCUGUGUCUUUUAAAGUCCCACUCCAAUUUCAAGUUUCCAAUUUCUCCAGUUUCAAGGGCUUUUCUUCUGCAGAGCUCCAGUAGCUCAUCAGCAAUUCACCUCUGAGUCGUGGGCGGAGACAGCACUGCUCUGCACACUUCUCUUCACACUAGCUUGCAGCCUAACAUUGCCGGUGUGGUAGAGGAAGCAGGUAACAUAGGAGAUAUUCAGCUCUCAGACACUAAUGUCUUUGGGGACAUGAUGAAAGUUAAUAUCAAGUUAAUUGUUCUGCGAUUGUCCUCUCUACUUUUCCGAGUCUGGCCUGCAGAGCAGGGCUCCGGGGGCGGAGCUUGGAUUUGUGAUGUAGGAAAUCUCACUGUAUCUGAACCUGUCAUUUGGGUCUGCCAGAGUUUCACAGCGAUUUGAAUGCAGAAAUACUCAGAUAUGCAGUUUCACUCUUACUUUUCUCAUGAUAUGUCCUGUAACACCAGAAAAAUGCCAUAUGAACAUGGAGACAACAAGAAAAACAUGAUUUUCAUCAGAGUGGGUCAGAGUGAUCCCUGAAAAACUGACAACACACUUAUGAAUAAUUCAUUCGACUGAAUCUAACCUGUUCCCUCCCUGUUCCUCCACUUCAGCAGCACGUAGCCUGACAUGUCCAGUUUUAUUUUGCACCAUUUGUUUUAAGAGUGUGCACUGUAGAUCAUAAAAUAAGACCCUCAGUGUGUGAAGGGCGAUAGGUUGGGUUUAGGGCUGAAACGAUUACUCGAGUAACUCGAGUAACUCGAUUAAUAAAAUUCCUCGAGGCAAAUUAUAUGCCUCGAGGAAUCGUUUAAAUCCGGAACCAUGUGCAGCGCACGGUGUUUGACACGGACGGUUAUUUCUGUUGCGCAGAAGCGUGCUCUUUCCGCUCCUUCCGCUGCCGCGCGUUUGGUUCAAUCAUGGAGGGAAGCGAGGACAGACAGAAGCUGUGUCCGAAAUGGCAUACUGCCUGCUAUCUACUUACCUACUCAAGCAGUAGCUACUGCCUACUGACUACUCAAAGAUGAUUUGAGUAUGCCGCGGCUGCCCGAGCGUUUACACACAUACAUACUAAAUACCCCAGAAUGCAUUUCGUGCCGGCCGGACGCAGCGCCGGGAAAAUUUAAAUAGUCCUACCACAAGCUACAUAGAACGACUGCAUACCGGACAAAUUAUAUAAAUUCAUUCAAUAAUAAUAUUUUUUCUAGCGAGAAAGUAAGUGUUUACAUCACGAUUAUGAGCCCAGUUGUUUGAAAUAGUGGCUGUUUGUAAAUUUGUCUCGGCGUUUUCGGAGACCGAAGCGUCCACUUGGUCGGUGUUUGCGUCUAUUUACCGUAAACACCGGGCAGCAGCAGCUCCCCCUUCACGUUUCCAAAUUAUUGCGAAGUGUUUUCAUAAUCAACAUCUACGCGACACAAACCGGGCGGCAGUGGAUGAAAAAAAUCACACAAACAUCCGUGUAUCCAUGGUGAUAAUGCUAUACACCACCUGCUAGGCGUGUGAUGAGCAGCAGAGGGCUGCAAAAUGACCAACACACAACAACAUGUAAAUAAAAAUGUAACACUUUUAUAUAUUGAAUAAAUGUACAUUUGCUUGUCAAAUUAUGUUAGUAUCCAAGAAUUAUAUUAUUUCAGCCUAUUAAUUAAACAAGUAAAAUUAGAUCCAAAGCCUGGAAAUAGUUGUGACUGGUUUAGUGAAAACUGCAAAGAUCAUUACCAUAGCAAUUAAAAGACCAUCUGCAGACCUUGCCUUCAGUAGUUUCAUGUGAACUACAUGGUAAAAUGUAAAACUUUUGGUUCCUGAUUUAUGCAGUAAAAAUAUUCAUUUGAAAGACCUGGCCUAUUUCAGUUUUGUGAGCCUCAUGUACUCGAUUACUAAAAUAAUCGAUAGCUGCAGCCCUAGUUGGGUUAAGUGGAUGUCAUGUUCCUUGAUGUGUAUCAUUGCCUCUUUGAUGACUGAGAGGUUGACUGAUUGGAGACCUAGGAUUUUGGUAGUGGUGUGAGUACUAGAUAAAAGCUCUGUGAGAUAAAGGAGGAAGCAGUAAAACACUUUGGACAGAAUGAUACCUUAAAGGUAGCAACAACAGGACAGGCGUUGAGUCUGAGAAGUGCCUAGCCUUUGCUGGCACAUCAGACAUCUCUUCCACAAAGGAUCCCUUGUAUCAGAGUACAAAAGAUAUAAUUUUAAUACCCUGGCCCAGAGUCACACUGUCAACCUUUCAGAUAUGACACCAUAAAUGAAAGGUUCAGGGGCUUUUUCUUGAUUUGGCUGGUAUACACCAAACCACUGACCAAAGGGAGACAUUCAACAUCAUACCUCUUGUCCAGGCUGGGUUGGCUUGGUUCUUCAUUUCACAAACACAUACCCCACCUUAUUGUACAAGUUGAUUCUAUGUCAGUAGUGCCACUGUGUGUUCUUCCUGGCCGCUCAGCAUUAAAGAGAUACUGUCACUCCUGGCUCCUCUCUGGACUGGAUGGUUUUAGGAUGUACUUUGUGGGAUAUCUGUAGUAACACAGGUGAAGAGCUCUCCUUGUCUCACUGACUGUGUUGACAUUUUCCUUUUUUUUUGUGGCUUGGCCAUUAAGCCCACAGGAAUCUCACUCCUUAACCCAUCUGUCUUCCACCAAUGAAGAUUGUCCUGAGGACUGGGUAACAUCGGGAGAUUAGGAAACCCUUUCAUAUGUGCAUUUUUAAUCUGGUGCCAACCAGUCAUGGUUACUUUUUUACAUGGCAGAAAAAACAGAGGUCAAAGGUGUCAUGCUGAUGUGAGACAUAUUUGCAUGUGUUUGCCAUUUUCAGUAAACCUACAUGAAGCUCUGAUCUCUACAGGUGGUUCAGUAUUUUUUUUUCUUGCAUUUAAUGUCUCACUAGCAUUUAAUUUUCAACUGUUUUCUCUUGCUUCUUCACUUUGGCCUCCUUGAGCACUCACCUCUGUUCCUACAGCUCUUAUCUGAAUGGUGUAGCUUAUUAGGCAGACACUGAGAUGGAAAUAGGCCCAAACAAUCCUUCAUCGUUUUAUGAGCCUCAUGUUGUCUUUUGAAUGAAGCCAAAAGCUGAAGUAAUCAUUUUUCUGCCAAUACUGUUAGCCCAAUUCCCCCUCUGAAUCCAGCCUUUGAGAUUCAUUAAUUAUUCAAAUGAUUACCUGGAUGCCCGGGCUGGAAAGUGCACACUGUAAGCACUGGUGCUGAACUUAUUAGCAUGCCAAUCUCCAGGCUGUAUUUUGAGCUGAUAAUUAGCUCUGCAGUGCUGAAGUAGGCACAUGCUGAGAGGACGGGUGAGGAUGAGGAGAUGAAGGCUAAAAUUGAUAGUGGUUAUGUUUGUGAAAGCUGUAGUACAAGAGGAAGGCAUUGAUAGGUUUGAAAAUAAAACAGAACAGUUGAAAGUAAAGCAGUACACAUGAUCUAUGGUGAUACACAGUGAUGAGGAUGAAGAACAUAUUUACCCAGGCAGUUAUAAUGUGAAUUCAUACUUUUUAGUCAUGUGACAAAGAAAACUGUGAAGACCUUAAAUCACACUAACAAAUUUAUCUUAUUUUCUUUGACACUUUAACUUUGCACCAACACAUAGAAAGAAAAUGUUUUGGUCGUACUUGCAGCAUCAGUGCUGCAUUACAGUCAGAUCAGUUUCAAUUCGUACUUGCACUUACACUGGCUCCCUGUUCAGUACAGAAUUCAUUUUAAGCUUUUAGUAUUUGUUUUUAAGGGCCUGAACAACCUUGCUCCACCCUAUAUUUCGCAGAUGCUCCAGCCUUAUUGCCCACCCCGACCCCUAAGAUCAGCUGAUCAGCUUUUACUGACCGUCCCCAGUACAAGGCUGAAGCUCAGAGGGGACAGAGCAUUUGCCGCUGCUGCCCCUAAGCUCUGGAAUGAGUUGCCCUUGAAAAUUAGACAGGCCUCCUCAUUUCCUGUUUUUAAAUCCCUUUUAAAAACGCACUUUUACUCAUUGGCUUUUAGUACAUUGUAGUGUUAAUUUGUUUUUUAUCAUCUUAGAACUUGCCGUGAGCCUCCUUAUUUAUACACUUAUUUAUUCUUUUGCAUUACUGUAUUUCUGCUUGCUUUAUCUUGUUCUUUGAUUGUUUUAUUUGUUUUUAUGUGUCACUGUACAGCACUUUGGCUACCCUUGUGGUUCUUUUAAAUGUGCUAUAGAAAUAAAGUUGAUUGAUUGAUUGAUUGCCCUUUAAUUCUUGGUGGUCAAUUCUGUGUAAAUAGCAUCAGGUCUUUUGCAAAAUAACAAAUGUUGGCUUGAAGUUUAAUAAAGAUAAAGAUGAUAAAUAUAAUUGUGCACCAUUUUGCUCUUAACACAUGACUGAAGAAGAAGACAUUAAUUAAACUUUACUGAGCUACAGCAGUAGUUUCUAAUAUGUAGCCUCUACAGGAUGUGGGUUUACUGCAGUGUCUGUAUUCACAUUCCCUCUGCAUGUUGCCUCUGUAAGACUGAGACUAUCACUACAUUUGAAGGGAAUCAAAUCAAUCUCUGAUCUUCAAGUUUUUUCUUCCUCUGCAGAUCUGGUUUUAUACCAAUGACAUCUUCGAGGAUGCUGGUAUCCCAGAGGCAGAGAUUCAGUAUACAACAGCUGGAACAGGAAUCAUAGAGAUUAUCGCUGGACUCAUAGGGGUAAGCAUUCACUUGCCACAGGUGCUGUCAUACUGAGGCUGUAUAGUGUCUUUGUUUUGUUUGAACUUAAUUUUUUAAGAUCUUUUAAGAAUUAUUGAUUUGUCAAAAAAUGAGAAGAGUGAGUGACAGACACCUCGAAAGCUCCCUGAUGAACAUAUUUAUCUUAAUUUUGGUGUAUACAUGAACAUACAUAAAAAACUGAAAAAAUGUAGUUAAGUAGCAUUUAAAAAUUCUGGAGCUAAAACAUUCAUGAAUAAAAAAAAGUGUAAACUGUCACUGAUUCUGACACAUGGGACAUUCAGAGCUGGUGAGCGGUUGACCUUUGCUUCCAGUCUUAAUGCUAAACUAAACUAAACAAAUAACUUCUUGACUCCAGGGGCUAUAUUUUCGUGCCUCGCCGGAGACGUGCCGCAGGCACGAUGUAAGUCAGGUCCGCCGCCCCGACAAAGCGUUCCCAAGCACUAUUUGGUAUUUUGGUGAGCGGCAUAGCCCGGCGUAAGUAUCCCCCCUCCCUAACUCAGCUCCUCCCUGCGGCGUAAGUCGUAGCGAGGGAGGAGAGAGGGUGUGGAGUGGGUUUAACACAGCCGAGACCUGUAUUGACCAAUAACAUCAGCUCCUCUCCUCGCCUUUAAAUCUGCCACCGGCGAGGCGUAUUACUAUUUUCGUGAAGUAGUCAAAGAGAUCAAGAGAUGUCUGAAGACAGUAAUGCCACAUGAUGGCGACAGAAGGCAGCCCCUCAACAAGUGUCGCUGUAAACGCUGCAGAGGGCGUCCUUCACACUUUCUCAUAUGAGCACAGAUGGAUUUGGUGUGUGUAAUGUUGGACCCACUAGUAAUACAAACACCCUUUUCACAAAUAAAGACACUCCCCAUAAAGUUGCACAUAUUCAAACCUCACGUGACAAAGGUGAGUUGAGCACAGAGAUCACAUCAUAAACUCCAAAAAUGGCAUUAAAGUCAGAACCAUCUGUGCGUAAAUGAUGCAUCGUGCUCCGUGGCCUGGCUCUUUCUUUCAUAGAUGUAGGCAUAUAAAAUAAAUUUGGCUCACAAAACUGAAUAUUAUAAUAUUCGUAUGUAGGCUUAAAGUAAAUAACUCAUCUGAGCACUGAAACAAAUCAUCUGUUCAGCCGCUGCAGCAAGACGGGGAGAGGACAUGGAGACAUGUCCAGGUCGAGCUGCGCGAGAAGUAAGAGGAAGAGGAAGAAAGAAAAGGAGGGAGACGAAUUACAUAUCCUGUUAACUUCAUUAUGUGUGUCUUUUUACUAGAUAUUUAAUUUAAUUUGAUGUGGUUUCAGCUGUGUUGAUUUGGUCAGGUUGUGUGUCCAAACGUGCCAAACGCGCUCAUCAGAUCAGAUAUAGAUCAGAAUAUAUCUAUAUAGAUCUAAAUGUAUGUGCUGACUCAGAAUAUUAGUUGCUGACGACACUGUGGAAACCUGCCGGUGAGGCAUCAGUGACAUAUGCCGAUACGCCGCUGGUCUACCAAAAUACCACUAGAUCAGCUGCGCUCUGCCUGUGCUGAAAGCUGACCAGGUUUGAAUCGGCCAGCUUUCAGCGCACUUUAUACCCCACAGGCGGAAAGCACGAAAAUGUCACUGCGGCAGCUGAUUCUGUCGACACCUCCCUCUGCCAUGUCCAGCUUGGCGGACCUCGGUGCGCUUCAGUUCACGAAAAUACCAAACUGGCUGUUCGCCGGGCUCUGCCAGAUGAAAAUACCACUGUGCAGGGUCCGCCACCCUCUGCCGCCUCACCGGCGGACACGAAAAUAGAGCCCCAGGUCUUUUCUCAAGUCUCUGAUGUAAGGAAGAUCAGUUUUCUGGUCUCACUUUGAGAAAAAAAGCAAAUCUGUUUGGUUUUAUGACUAGAGCUCACAAAGAGGGGGAUCUUUUUUGUUCUGGUUUGUGUUCAUUCAGCAACAUCUGACACUCUCUGUGUUUCCUCCUGCAGUGUUUCACCAUAGAGAGGCUGGGAAGGAGGCCCCUCAUGAUCUUUGGUUUCACCAUGAUGGGCAUCUGCAGUGCUGGAAUCACUUUAACCCUGAUUUUACAGGUCAGUUCCUGUAUGUCUGAGUAUAUAUGCAGGUAAAUAUUUUAUUUAUGGAAAACAGUGGUUAAAUAUUUGACUAUACCCUACAAGAAUUUUACUGUACAGAAAUGUUUUAGGACAACCACUGAGGAGACUAUAAUUGAAAAGAGUACUUUUGAAAAGGUGACCACUGAUGAUCAUUGAAAAGACAACAGCUAAAAUCACAGCCAAAACUGGUUCAAAGGUCCAAAGGUUUUCCAUUACCUUAACAUGUAUAUUCAAACCCAGUUUUAGGAAACCGUUUUCAUCAGAAGAUUCAACUGACAUUUGGGCAUAUUUACAGUUUUAAGUGUCAUUCUGUAUACAUCUGUACCAGCUCAAUGUUAGUACAAGUGAGGUCAUCGCUUUUCUGAAUCCAGCAACUGGUCUUGGAAACUCCAGUGUUGGAAAAUAAAGCCAGUGCUAAAAAGUUAAGGUUUGUGGUCCCCGCUGCAGUCGUGGGUUCGAGUCCGGCUCCAAACAUGUGCUGCAUGUCCUCCCUAUAUUAAAAAAAAAAAAGUUAAUAACCUGUAGUUCCUCGAGUGACCACUUGAGGCUAUAUCCAAUGAGCUAGUGAGACCAGAUUGGAUCCUAUGUUAAAUACUUUUUGAUUUUCACUUAACUUAUCUGCAGUUUGCUACAAAAAAACUGUGGGGUUUGUAUACUGCCUGUAGUUAAAAAUGAGGUCUGAGCCUUUAAAGUGAUUUCACUCUGAGUUCAACCUUAUUUGAAGGAUGAAAUCCUGGUCAGUGCUCUCCAGGUAGCAUCAUGUUUCCAGCUCCAACUACACUGAUGACGUUUGUCGUUGUCUGAAUAGUUAACUAUCUCAAGGUGAGGAUGAACCACUGUCUGUCUCAUGGUCAAACUGCAGAAUGGUGAUACUCCCUGUGCUCUGUGAAGCAAUAAAUUACAGACAAGAUGUUUUUGGUGCCCAGCUGAGUUGCAAAGGAGUUUGGAAAAGGUUGGAGAGAUGUUUCCCCCACCAAAUCCAUACUUUCAAAUGUUUUGCUGUUUUUCUCCCUGCAGGGUCACUUACCAUUUAUGCACUAUGUCAGUGUUGGCUGUGUGAUUGGCAUCAUUGCUGGCUUCUGUGUUGGUCCAGGUAGGUGUCUGUUCCCAUUAUCCACACUAAAGAUAGUGAUAACACUGUAAAUGACCAUGAUAAUAUACUUUUACAAAUGUUUUCUUACUCAGUAAGACCUGGUAAGAAGACCUUAUUCUCCCUUAAACAUGAGUCAGUGAAAUCACUUUUGUUGCUCUGCACUAUUCCUGUGUCAUAGUCAGAGUAUGAGACACUAACUCUGCAAUUCAGUGAGCCUGAAUGGUGACCACUUCUCAUAAGAGAAAAAUAUAUACAUAUUUAUUUAUUUAUGUCAUUGUGAUUCUACUAAUAUAAGCAUCUUAUUCCAAAAUACAUUUUGACUUACACCUUUUCCAGACAUUAAAAGGACUUCAAACUGGGUUACUUUGUCAGGGUGCUUUGUGUUAUGAAAUAGCUCCCUCUGGAGGUUGUCCUUUAAAACACAGUGGUGGUCCUUUCUCAGGUUUGAAGAGUCAAAAGGCAUUGUGACUAUGAGAUCAUAUCACAGUUUCCAUUGUUAAAUCUUUUGUGUGAUGUUUGAUAAAUAAUACCAAGGACUGAUGGUAGGCAAAGUUGUCGCAUACAUAAGUUUUCAUAAUGGUGAUAUUCCCCUAAAGUUCUCCAAAUCUUCUGACACUAGUAUAGAUUUGCCUUUUUCAUAUACAGUAAUGUGUGUAACAAAGAAUUAUGUUUAAUGUUUGCUUGGUAAAGAGACAAAUAAUGCAGCUGUAAUGAUAGAAUAGUAAAGGGAAAUAUAAGGACCAUGCACUCUAUGAUAUACGUCUCUCUGCCUACACGCUGGCCCUCUACCAAUCAGCUGAUCUCCAUUUAAGCACUAAUGAGCCUCUUGGUGUACUAUUUUAUUACAGGACAUAGUUAUGGACUCACAAAGAUGUAUGAUAGUUUCCAUACAUAAAUAUACUGCAGGCUGGCCUUUACUUUCAUUUUUUAGCAGUUUUUCUCUUUCUUUGCAUGACUCCAAGAGAAAUGAUGUUCAUCUGAAACAAAAACCAGUGAAUUUGACAAGUCUAGAGUUGCUUACAAUGAUAAUUGAUUUGUGUUCCACAAUACAAUGGAUCAAUUUAUUUUGAGGGAGCAGCAGACAGUGGAAAUAUUCAGAUCAUAUUCAGACCAGUUUGUUUAUCCUGGUUAACAACACUUCACUUACAAAAAAAAAAAAAAUCUAAAGCAUUCUUAGCCCGGUGUUGUUAUCCUGCCUUUGAAAGGUCAUCAGUCAUUCCAGUUGUAGACAGAUGCAGGUGAGCCUGAGUGUGUGGAUUUUUUACUGUUGGAUUUGAGUCUCUUUUUUUCUCUAUCCUGUUCUAGCUGGAGUCCCCUUCCUGAUCACAGCAGAGCUGUUUAAACAAUCCCACCGCCCAGCAGCCUACAUUGUUGGAGGAUCUCUUAACUGGCUGUCCAACUUCACUGUGGGCUUUAUCUUCCCCUUCCUACAGGUGAGAGUCACAUGCAGAUGAAGGCUUCAGCACACACUUGAACACGCUUUUCUCCCUCACAGUGCUCAGACUUCUCCUAACCAAGACAAAUUAAAUGUGAUUAGAUCAAGCCAACCUGAUGACUGACCCCCCACUCGGUUUUGCUUUAAUCCUCAUUCUUGUUCGCUAACUUCUCUCAAAGCUGCAUUUGGAGACUGUUACAUUUUGGGACCUGUAAUGUUCCUGUAAAAUUCCCAACAAAUCCCUUGUUCGUGAUUUGUGAAUGAUUGCAAAUCUGCUUGAAAGAUCAAGUGAUAGUCUAAAAUCUCCUUCAUGGGUUCCAUGUAUUGAGUUCAGGCAGGGCAUCUACUUGCAGUAAAACAUUCUCACAUUUGUUGCCUAAAAAAUCCCAGAGAGAUCUAUGGUUUCCUGUUUGUUUCCUGCUUUUUAUUUUUUAUCAAUCUGAACAACAGUAAAGCCAUGCACUGAGAUAAAUGAAUCGUGGCAUAGUAUUAACAUCUAUUUGAUUUUAUUUAAAGUAUUACAUUUUUUAGAAUUGGUUUACUCAAAUUUCUUAACAUCAGCAUACAUCUGAAAACAGUUCAAUUUCAUCAGUUAAAAUGUAUGAAUAUAGUUUAAAUAUGAUGAGCUAUAAUCAACCAGAUUGAUUUUGUGGGUUUAUUGGUAUUAUUACAUAAAUGUAAUUCUUAAUUGUUUCAUUUACUUUUGACCAACAAAUAUAUCAGCACAUAACCUUUAUUGGCCUGUUUAUGUUACAUAUAGUUAAUUCAAAUGGAUGGAAUGAGGCCUAAAUAUUUCUGAGUGUGUGAAUGCCUCAAAUCCACCUGAUGGCAGCAUUGUGUGCAGCUUUCAUUGGUCAAAUCCUUUUCCUAGUGUCAGUCAGUCAAAAAGGCUGACUGACAGAUGCUAACAUGCUGCUCCUAUUAAGACAACAUUCAUAUGCUUUUUUCACCAUCGUCAUCAUCAUUAUCAUGCUGUCAUUAUUACCAUUGGGCUCCUCAUGUUUACCUGCCUCCCACUGAUAAGCAAACUUAACUACUUGCUGACGUCACUGUCACAUUCACCUCUGAUCGAUCUAAAAUGAGCUCAAAAUCAGGAAUAAAAAUAACCUAACCUAAAAUAACCUCUUAAAUCAUCUGCCUCUGGAUUUUUCUGACCCUCACUCUCAACACCCCAACCUGAAAUCUUUAUGUAGAUUUUGUGUUUUGUUAAACUCUUACCUUUGAUGCUGUAGUGGUUAAAAAUGUCUUCCUGCUCACUGUCAUAAGACACUUAAUUAAAACAAAUCAUAACUAAUGUGUAUCUGGUGAGUGGCUUGAAUAUAGAACAGUUAAAAUCUUUAGCUGAUGUGGGGGUAUGUAUUUGAAUAACCCAUUUUAAUCAAAGUUUGCUCAAUAGCUACACUAAUGCACUGCUGCCUGCUAUUUGUGCACCUGUGUUUGUGUUAACCUGCUGUUGAAGAUGAACACAAUAGACUAUGUCUGACCUCCUAUUGUUGACUAAGUCUAUUUCUCAGAAAGAUAGGAUUACAAUAGAACUAAGAGCUCAGUUAAAAAACAGGAGCCAUUUUCUCUGUAGCAAAGCUAUGUCCACACAAGGACAAAACUGUGAGGCUUUCUUCCUCCUUUCUACUUAUGCAGACAUACAACAAAGGCCUCCGGCUGGUAUGAAUCAAACAGGGGCAUUGAGAUGACAUCCAGAUGACCCCGUAGACCCAGAUCUUUUUUAGGGAGUAUUGUACCAUUUACUGUUACCAUUACCAACCACUUCACUGACCAGCAACUGAAAAUUCAACAGUUAAUGUAUAAGACAGUUGAAUGCACAGUCAGGGCUCUAUUUUCGUGCCUUGCCAGCGACGCAGCGAGGCAAUAACAUAAGCUCCUCUCCUCGCCUUUAAAUCCGCCACCGGCGAGGCGUAUUACUAUUUUGUGAAGUAGUCAAAGAGAUCAAGAGAUGUCUGAAGACAGUAAUGCCACACGAUGGCGACAGAAGACAGCUCCUCAACAAGUGUCACUGUAAGCGCUGCAGAGGGCGUCCUUCACACUCUCUCAUAUGAGCACAGAUGGAUUUGGUGUGUGUAAGGUUGGACCCACUGGUAAGACAAACACACUUUUCCACAAACAAAGACACUCACAUAAAGUUGCAUAUAUUUAAACCGAACAUGACGAAGGUGGGUUGUGCGCACAGAUCAUCUGUGCAUAAUGACGCAUCGCGCUCCGUGGCCUGGCUCUUUCUUUCAUAGAUGUUGGCAUAUAAAAUAAAUUUGGCUCACAAAACUGAAUAUUAUAAUAUUCAUGUGUAGGCUUAAAGUAAAUAACUCAUCUGAUAACUGAAACAAAUCUGUUCAGCUGCCGCAGAAGCAGCUGCAGCAGGACGGGGAGAGGACACAGAGACAUGUCCAGGUCGAGCUGCGUGAGAAAUAAGAGGAAGAGGAAGAAAGAAAAGGAGGGAGACGAAUUACAUAUCUUGUUAACUUCAUUAUGUGUGUCUAUUUACUAGUUAUUUAAUUUAAUUUAUUGCGGUUUCAGCUGUGUUGAUUUGGUCAGGUUGUGUGUCCAAACGCGUGCCAAACGCGCUCAUCAGAUCAGAUAUAGAUCAGAAUAUAUCGAUAUAGAUCUAAAUGUAUGUGCUGACUCAGAUACUUAGUUGUUGAUGAUUAUUUAUUGCACUGAAAUGUGCCUGACACUAUGGAAACCUGCCGGUGAGGGCAUCGGUGACAGGGCAGCUGAUCUAGUGGUACUUUGGUCCACCAAAAUACCUCUAGACCAGCUGCGCUCCGCCUGCACUGAAAGCUGACCAGGUGUGAAUUGGCGAGCUUUCAGGGCACUUUACAGGCCGGCGGCGAGCACGAAAAUGUCAUUGCGCCAGCUGAUUCUGUCGACACCUCCCUCUGCUGCGCCACCACGCCCAGCUUGGCGGACCUCGGUGCGCCUCAGUCCACGAAAAUACCAAACUGGCUGUACACCGGGCUCCGCCAGACGAAAAUACCACUGCGCGGGGUCCGCCACCCUCCACUGCGUUCCUGGCAGACACGAAAAUAGAGCCCUCAGAGUCUUGGGGAGCAGCAGACCACAAGUGAAGCUAAAGAGUACAUCUGACAACUCAAUGGCUAGCAGCUGAAGCUAGCAACCAACAGCUCCCAGCUAACAGCUCAGUGUUAUUCCACACUAUGAUGUACAGGCACUUUAACAUUAUGGCUGUGCUCGUUGGGUAUUUUGUCUCUAUCAUAUAAUGUUAUGAGCUUUCAGAAAAGUCCACCUAAGAGGCUCUCUGUUAACAAUGACAGCAUGAAUUUCUAACAUUUCGAUCAGCUUUGCUCUUUUGUUAUGAGUCCCCUCUGCCCUGACACUUCAGAUUAACCAUUCAUUGGUCACCUCUGUAAUGUCUGUUUGCACUCUGAAGUGAGUUUUUAGCUGACUGUCAACCCCUAACUAUCAAUCUUAUUGUUCUGUCCUCUUUAUUCAACCUCUCCAUGAUCCUCCAUCCACCUGCAUCAUCCAACCAACAGAUGUCAGCGGGCUCUUACUGCUACUUGGUGUUUUCAGCCAUCUGUUUCUCUGUGGCCAUCUAUGUCUACUUUUGCAUCCCAGAGACAAAAAACAAGACCUUCAUGGAAAUAAGCCGCUUGUUCUCUAAGAAAGAGGCGGUUCUAGAGUCGGAGGGCCUAAUCCACGUGGACCAGCUGAAACUGAAAAAGAUGAACGGCUACGGAGGCGUGGAAUUCGACAGCUCUUCUUCAGUACCGUAACUGGGCUUCAUCUUCUUAUUGAGACUUCAUAACCAUUUGUUACUUCCUCUUUUUUCUAUUCUAUAUACACAAAAAUCAAAAAACACCUGACCUGGGGCCAGAUGCAUAAAACCCUGGCUCAAAUUCACACCAAGAUUGUGCAACUUAAACUGAUCCCUUGUUAUGCAAAAUGAGCCUCAAAGUCCCAAGUGUUCAGAUUCACAAACACCAGUGCCAAUAGCUGCAGGUAGUUUGAGUAAAAUGACAGUUUUCUUUUAAAAGUGAGUAGGAACUAUUGCACAGCAUUCAGAAGGGUGUCAUGCUCAGGUAUCAUAUGAUCAGGAUCAGUUCUACCUAAACACAGUCUCUUAUUAUUCUUUGGAUAUCUUUAAUCAGAGGUCAGAUUAGUCUGGGGCUUUCUGGGGCUGGGACCUGCCACUUUACAUGCGUGGAGAUGGUCUGGAGCUGUUAGGCAGGACAGUGUUGGUUUAUCUGUGUGUUCGAGAUAGGAACAGAUAUAGAAAGAGAUCUGUGGAGUCUGGCCUUAACAUUUGACUGGAAACAUGAGUUCUGAGGUGGCCCUGAAAGUCAAAACGACAACAAUAUGUCAUAAACUCCAACAUGUCAGAAAGUGCUGACGUUUUAAAAAACAAAAACAUUCCAGCAGAAAAGCAGAAAAGGUGGUAACACAUUUUAUGUGUGUUCUUGGACACAAGCCGCUCCUUCUUUCUUUGUUUCAGAGACUGUACGGGGCUGUCUCUGGAGAAGCCUACAUUUUCUGUGGCAGGUCCUUAAAUGACCACAAGAGCUCAGUGAGGCAGUGUUGGCUUCAAAAUAAGACUAUACUGCUUUUAAAAAACUCCUUCUACCACUUUGGUGUUGUGUCAACUCUGUAUAUUGACAGUUUUUACCUUUUAGGGGCCAUAAUUAGACUUAAUUAUCAAUGUUAUUUUGUUUCAUAACCAGCUGAAAAAACUCCUAACAGGAGAUUAUUUAAAGUUUUUCAGGGUUUUUUACACUGAAACACCAUUUCCUCUCAAAGCUCUCAAUAGUUUUAGAGAGGUCAAUCUGUCAUUUGUAGAUUUUGGCCAGAUUUUUACACCAGCCUACUUUAAGAUGUAAAUGAGCUUUAGGGAAGAAAAUUAGGAAUUGCUCCAGUCUGUUCAUUCUGCUGCUGUGAGGGGGGCUGUUAUAGCUUCAGAGUUCUCAAAACUUUAAACAUUUAGUCUUUGAGUUUGUCUGAAAAUGAAUCGCCAUGAUGCCCUGAGCGAGUGAUGAAGGCUCUAAACAGCAAGUACAGUCUUCAUUUUUCCCAAAAUCUAAACAGUCUUUGUGUUCUGUGAACUGCUAGUCUGUGUUUGGAGGUGUUUUCUAAAAUGUCAGUGAUUUCUGCUCUGGCAUUUAGGGCCAUUACACAGUGUCCUCUCUCUGCCCAUCAUGAAUGUGCAGAGAGGGGACACUCAUAGAAAAGUAUGAAGGUGCAGACUGAUUCCUGGACAGUCAGAUCCAUAACAAGAGCAAAAUGAACUGAGCUUCAAAUUUGUAUGUGCAUAUUUAUGCUGGAAUAUCAUUUGUGCAAUAUCCUUUGUGAAGUGAAUCCAAUGACAGGGCAGAUAUUUAUCAUAUUUGCAUUUCAUGGUGCUUUCAGCUGCCAUCAUGCCUAUCUUUCUGUGUUUACCCUGUGUAGAUCCUAGACUGGGGUGUUUGCAUACACACUCUUUUAGUCAGUCAUGUGUCAGUGUUUCACAUUUCAGGAGAUGAUUUAAAAGUUAUGAACACAGGGAAAUAGUAGCUUGAAUGUAUAUAAAAAGAGUGUUAAAAUUCAGUAAUCACUCAUAGAUAAUUUAUGUGUGCCUGUGCGAUACAUUUUAAGGAAAGCUUGACUUAUAAAAACAAGUGAAAUUUGCAAGCAAAGCAAAUUUAAAACAAUGGGAGACAAUUCAACAGUCAUUUACACAGGGAAAUAAUGGCUUGAGUGUAAAUAAGAACCUUUGAAUUUAUUAAUGUAGUGGAAUUUAUAGACAUCCAUGCUAAUGAUUUAUAAGAGGUGAAAAUAGUUUGGAGAUUUAGUCUUGAAAACAACUGUGAGGUCAGCCUGAGUACCCCUGAUUUACUGAAGUCAUGUUGACCUUUGUGGUGGCCAAGCUAAGUUGAGUGUUCCCAGAAGUACUGGUUCCUGUGAGGAACUUUCUGUUUGUGCCUCCUGUGGACUAAGCGGGCUUUGCUGUUUUUGUCCACAUGUAAGUCGUGUUUCUUGACAAAAAAUCUUUUCCUGCUCUCUUUCAGCCGUCAAACACAUCACUCAUCAAGAUUCUUUGCCGUGGACGGUGAAAAAAGGCUUUAACAGCAGCAUGCAGUUUAUCACUUGGUCUGACCCCCCACCCCCACCCCACUUCAUUUAAUAUUACUGUGUGCACAAAGUCAGUCUUUAUGUUGAUGGUCUUGUUUGCUGUAUUAGGUCAAAAAGAAACCUGAGUAUUUAUUUCAGUCUGUUUCUUAACCAGGUAGAAACUCCUCACAGGAGCUUUGAGUCGCUACUGCUUUCAGUUCAAUCUCCAGAUAAACUUGGUUUAUGAAUUCAUGCAAUGUCAACAUGUUCACAGAUCAUAACCGUUUUGUUGAGAUUGUUUGGUACAAUAUUCGAAUGUAUCUAAAGGUCUAAGGUCCAAUUUUUUAUAACCUGUAGGUUUGUAAAAGCAUUCAAACAGGCUAUCACUUUAUAAAAGCCCUAAGGUUUCACACAACUGUAUCUGUAAUUACAACUUCUUGAUAUAUCUAUAAUAAGUAAUAUAGUGGCAUUGCACUUGCUCUAGUACCUGCCAACCUUUCAGAAAUUGAAAACAUGACUAUAUAAACAAAAAUGGCUCUGAAAAUACCCAACCACUCUAAGCUCUGAAGGCAAGAUUGAAAAAGAAGACUACAAGCCUCUCUGUCUGAACAGUUGAAAUGAUAACAGUGCUGAGGGUCUAUACAUGAUGGCUCCACACUAUCAGUACCUUGGAAACACACACAUGCACAUGCACACACAGAAAAAAGUCGAUAGUUACCAGGAUAAAGACUGUGGUUGGACUCCAAUGAUCAGAGCCUGAUGAUACAGACACAACAGCAUGAAGUCAAUGUGCGUGUGUGCACUCUGCACGUGACAGAAAUUGAACCUUUUCAAUUAUAUUUCUAAUCUUUUGUAUAUUAGAAUGAAAUUAUCUAUGAAGUGAAAUUGGGUUAUUUAUGCAUGUUUGGACAACAUAAUCUUUUAUUUUAAGUAUUAUUGUUAUAACUUGUCGUACUGUCACUUGUAAGUUAAUAAAAUUCCUCACCAGCUUUUAGCACUUAGAGCACCGUCAUUUUAAAGGCGAUAUCACAGCACUCUGUACAUCAUGAGCAUUUCAGUGAGAUAUUUUUAAAUGUUAAGAAAUCCAGAUUCUUUAAAAACAUGAACCUAUGUUUAAGACUUUUUCAAUUGUUGAAUGAUGAAUAAAUGAAACAAUAGCGUGAAA